Messenger RNA from Pyricularia pennisetigena, 624 nucleotides. RefSeq lists its product as uncharacterized. The transcript has a single exon. Bases 1 to 624 code for a protein of 207 amino acids. The record is from RefSeq and is a predicted model, not a curated record. NCBI's taxonomy places the organism in Eukaryota, Fungi, Ascomycota, Sordariomycetes, Magnaporthales, Pyriculariaceae.
AUGGAGCAGUCGUUAACCGGAUCGAACCACCCGAUAUUAAGCGGUACGACGGCCAACCAUAUUAGCCGGAACCAACAAACGGCGGAGGAGCCGCGGCGCCGGCCCUGGAGGCUUAAUAUCAGGAACGAGUCGAACAGCUGCGUCAGGGGCGGUAAUUGCAGCAGUAAGCAAAAAGUCGACACAAACGUCUUCCCCGACCCGCCGUCCUGCCCACCGCCGCCGGAAUGGAUCCGUAAGCAGGCCGAGGCGGGAAACCCGGCUUGGAUAUCGGCCAUAUUUGCCCCGUUACCCAUUAAACGUACGCGGUUAUGGAAGGUGCUUAAACGGCAAAUUUUGAAAAUUAAGGACAGGAUGGGUUUGGAGCAGCAAAAAAAGCAGCAGCAGCGGUCGGGCGGCGACGGCAGUCCAAAAGUCCUGGUCACGAAACAGGCCCCUGUCGUGGUUGGGCAUUAUGGUCAAAUCGUUGCGCCGCCGUAUUCGAGCCCGAAACCGUGUUCGAAUAUUUAUUCGACCGGGUCUGGGAUGGGUAUUAUCGGUUCCGAGGGUCGUGUUUCGGUGGCGGGGACGUAUUUACCGCGGUUUAGUGGUUUGUGGGGAUGGAGCAACCAAAAUAAUACGAUAUAA